Lactuca sativa (garden lettuce) is the source of this 1059-nucleotide messenger RNA. Its product is annotated as expansin-A7. The record is from RefSeq and is a predicted model, not a curated record. Gene Ontology annotation, biological process: plant-type cell wall organization. Gene Ontology annotation, cellular component: extracellular region. Lineage: Eukaryota; Viridiplantae; Streptophyta; Magnoliopsida; Asterales; Asteraceae.
ACCUGUUCACAUUGCUUUUGGAUCAGCCCGAGUCAAGAAACAGAACACAAUGGCUCCGGUUCAUCCACUAUGGGGAUUAUGUGUCUUUGUUGCGAGCAUCAUGAUAAUCUUAUCCACUUUGGAUUCUGUAACCGCAGCUACAUAUACUUCACGAGUUCCACGUACAACACGAGUUCCGCGUACUGCACCAGUUGUUUAUACACCGAGCCCUUGGACCCUCGCCCACGCUACGUUUUAUGGGGACGAGUCUGCGGCUUCAACCAUGGGGGGUGCUUGUGGAUAUGGAAACAUUGUGACCAACGGGUAUGGAACUGAUACAGCAGCAUUGAGCUCUACAAUCUUUACAGAUGGAUAUGCAUGUGGGCAGUGUUAUCAGAUUAAGUGUGUCCAAUCUCCAUGGUGUUCCAAAGGUGUUGCUACGAUCACAGCAACAAACCUCUGCCCACCCAACUGGUCCAAAGACUCUAACGCUGGUGGAUGGUGUAACCCCCCAAGAACUCAUUUCGACAUGGCUAAGCCCGCCUUCAUGAAGAUCGCACAAUGGAAGGCAGGCAUUGUCCCUGUCCAAUACCGCAGGGUACCAUGUAGUCGGGCAGGGGGUAUCAGGUUCUCUUUCCAAGGAAAUGGUUACUGGCUGUUGACGUAUGUGAUGAACGUUGGUGGUGCUGGUGAUAUUGGCCAGAUGUGGGUUAAAGGGACCAAGACUGCAUGGAUCAGUAUGAGCCACAACUGGGGAGCCUCAUACCAAGCAUUUGCCACGCUUAAAGGUCAAGCUCUCUCUUUCAAGAUCACCUCCUACACAACCAAACAGACCAUUGUGUGUAACAAUGUCGCCCCGGCUAACUGGAACUUAGGUUUGACGUACCAGGCAAGCGUCAAUUUUCAUUAAUUAAUGUAAAUGUUACAGGUUUCAAACACCUCGUCUAACAUGUAUUAUGUUGGUUUUUGAGAGUUGCUACCUUAUAUAUUCGAAAUGAAGGAUUAUUGGUUUGGUUCGGAUAAUUUAUCGACUUUAUUCAUUGCAACAUUCGUGGUUUAAUUUGUACAAUGCAAAGUAUA